This is a messenger RNA of Nymphaea colorata (pocket water lily), 1654 nucleotides long. RefSeq lists its product as uncharacterized. The transcript is spliced from 4 exons. NCBI's taxonomy places the organism in Eukaryota, Viridiplantae, Streptophyta, Magnoliopsida, Nymphaeales, Nymphaeaceae. The coding region runs from base 333 to 1286 and encodes 317 amino acids. The record is from RefSeq and is a predicted model, not a curated record.
AGCCAUGAAUGGCAACAUGCAUUUUCGUACCAAGCCACCAUUAACGCACUUCACACCAGAGUGAAGCUUCCUUCCUUCCUUCUUCUUCCUGCUCCUCUUCUCUCUCUCUCUCUUAUACAGACUUGCUUUGCUUUCUGAGAGUUACGCAAAAGCAGAAGAGUGAGAAAGAAAAGGAAAGCGUUUUACUUUUUCUUAGUUUGUCUGCCAUCUUCAGAUCUAGCAACGAAUCGAUACCAAACUUGGAGGGUUUGGGUUCUCGCCGCAAAAUCAAGAAGCAGAGAGGAGAGGCCUCCCUCUUCUUCUUCGUCUGAACUCGAGACAGGACUGAAGAGAUGCACGCCAAGUCCGAUUCGGAGGUGACGAGCCUCGCCGCGUCGUCGCCGACGCGAUCGCCGCCGCGGCGGCCGGUGUAUUACGUGCAGAGCCCGUCCCGCGACUCCCACGAUGGGGAAAAGACGUCGCUGCAGUCGACGCCGGUGCUCAGCCCCAUGGGGUCCCCUCCCCAUUCCCAUUCGUCCUUGGGUCGCCACUCCCGCGAGUCCUCCACCAGCAGGGUCUCCGGCUCCCUGAAAUCCGGCUCCAGGAAGAUCUCCCCCCACGACUGCAACGGCAGGGGCGGGAAGGGCGGGAAGCCAUGGCGGAACAUUCCUGCCAUCGAAGAGGAAGGGCUGCUCGAGGAAGAGGAAGAGGACAAGGGGAUCCCCCGUCGCUGCUACUUCCUCAUCUUCGUUCUUAGCUUCAUCCUUCUGUUUUCCUUCUUCUCCUUGAUCCUCUGGGGUGCUGCUCGUCCUCAGAAGCCAACUGUCACCAUGAAGAGCGUUGUCUUCGAGAGCUUCAACUUGCAGGCGGGAUCCGAUUCAUCCGGCGUGCAGACCGUCAUGCUGUCGAUGAAUUCGACUGUAAAAUUUGUCUAUAGAAACACUGCCACAUUUUUCGGAAUCCAUGUCUACUCUACACCAUUGGAUCUCUACUUUUCAGAGUUGAAUGUUGCUACCGGAAAUAUCGCGAAUUUCUACCAGAGGAGGAAGAGCCAGAGGACAGUGAGUGUGUCUUUGCAGGGGAACAGGGUUCCCCUCUAUGGUGGUGGAUCUGGACUGAGCACAACCAAUCCAGAAAAUAACGUUGUCCCCAUGAAUCUCACAUUCACCGUGAGAUCAAGAGCGUUUGUGCUCGGGAAGCUAGUGAAACUCAAGUUCUACACAGGGGUUCUGUGCCCAGUAGUGCUGGACCAGUCGAAGCUUGGGAAGCAAGUGUCUCUGCAGAAACUAUGCCACAUUGAUGACUGAGAAAGACGAAGAAGGGGGGAAUCCGGACUGUGGAAGAAACGUGAACAUGAUUCUUCACUGUCGGUGGAAGUCUGGAAGCGCACAGCUAGAGGGAUGCAGGUGUCAGACUCUCUCUCUCUCUCUCUCUCUCUCUCUCUCUCUCUCUCUCUCUCUCACUGUGUGAGAGGGAUUCUUUUUUUGUAUGGGAUUAUCAUAAUGUGAGCUCCCAAUAAAAGCAUAUUAUAUUAUAUACAUGUGCAUGUCUUUUGUCAUGCAGAGAGCAGUAGGUUUAUUAGGAUCUCAAUGAGCGUCUGUUUACAUGUUGUCUUCCUCACUUUAGGGUUGUAACACUGCUCUUGAUUGAUCAAUUAAUUUAUUUUUUUCUUGCU